CCCUAUUUUGUCAGUUCUCGGAUGCUGAACUUGUGGUUCUGAAAAACGUCUCAAACUCAUCUGUGCUCCAGCUUUUCCGAGUUGACAUCCAGACGCAGCAGCAGCAGCAGCAGCCAUGGCAGAUGCAGCUGUUUCAUUUGCGAAGGACUUCCUGGCAGGUGGAGUCGCAGCAGCCAUCUCCAAAACCGCAGUAGCGCCGAUAGAGCGAGUCAAGCUGCUCCUUCAGGUCCAACAUGCCAGCAAACAGAUCAGCGCUGACAAGCAGUACAAGGGCAUCAUGGACUGCAUUGUGCGCAUCCCCAAAGAGCAAGGCUUCGCUUCCUUUUGGCGCGGAAACAUGGCCAAUGUCAUCCGUUAUUUCCCCACCCAGGCCCUCAACUUUGCUUUCAAGGACAAAUACAAGCAGAUCUUCUUAGGAGGGGUGGACAAGAGGACCCAGUUCUGGCGCUACUUUGCAGGCAACCUGGCAUCCGGCGGCGCGGCUGGGGCCACCUCGCUGUGCUUUGUCUAUCCGUUGGACUUUGCCCGGACCCGCCUGGCGGCCGAUGUGGGCAAAGCGGGGGCCACCAGGGAGUUCAACGGGCUGGCGGACUGCCUGAAGAAGAUCUCCAAGUCGGAUGGGGUCAAAGGCCUCUACCAAGGAUUUGGUGUCUCUGUACAAGGGAUCAUCAUUUACAGGGCCGCGUACUUCGGCAUCUAUGACACGGCGAAAGGAAUGCUUCCCGACCCUAAGAACACUCACAUCAUGGUCAGCUGGAUGAUCGCCCAGUCGGUCACGGCGGUGGCGGGAGUCGUGUCUUAUCCGUUUGACACGGUGAGGCGUCGCAUGAUGAUGCAGUCCGGACGCAAAGGAGCGGACAUCAUGUACACGUCCACCUUGGACUGCUGGAGGAAGAUCGCCCGCGAUGAGGGAGGCAAAGCCUUCUUCAAGGGGGCGCUGUCCAACGUGCUGCGAGGGAUGGGGGGAGCGUUUGUCCUGGUUCUGUAUGACGAGUUUAAGAAAUACGUCUAAGUUCAUCCCUCCUCCCCUCUCCGACAAAGGGGCAGAAGCCUCGGCCGGUAGAAUUAUAUGUUAUUAUUAAUAAUAGAUGUUAUCGUUUAGUUUAUUAGGAUCCCUGUUAGACGUUGCGCUAGGCGACAGCUACUCUUCCCGGGGUCCACAUGGAACAAAAAACAAACAGUACGAGAAGUAAAUCUGAAAAUUGAAAAGAAAAUAACAAUGAACAAUUUAAUAUAAUAAAGGAGAAAAAGAAACGUCGGUGGUAUGGUAAAGAAA
Lampris incognitus (smalleye Pacific opah) is the source of this 1276-nucleotide messenger RNA. RefSeq names its product solute carrier family 25 member 6 (gene slc25a6). Bases 116 to 1012 code for a protein of 298 amino acids. NCBI's taxonomy places the organism in Eukaryota, Metazoa, Chordata, Actinopteri, Lampriformes, Lampridae. Gene Ontology annotation, molecular function: ATP:ADP antiporter activity. The record is from RefSeq and is a predicted model, not a curated record. Gene Ontology annotation, biological process: mitochondrial ATP transmembrane transport; mitochondrial ADP transmembrane transport. The transcript is spliced from 4 exons. Gene Ontology annotation, cellular component: mitochondrial inner membrane.